Paecilomyces variotii is the source of this 423-nucleotide messenger RNA. RefSeq lists its product as hypothetical. The transcript is spliced from 3 exons. NCBI's taxonomy places the organism in Eukaryota, Fungi, Ascomycota, Eurotiomycetes, Eurotiales, Thermoascaceae. Bases 1 to 423 code for a protein of 140 amino acids. The record is from RefSeq and is a predicted model, not a curated record.
AUGGUCCACCCCAACGUUGACGAAACCUCCAUCUGCGCGGCCCCUCUCGAGCGCAGAAACUCCCUCGAAAAACACCUGCAAUCUCGUCCGGACCAGCAGGAUCUGAAGGAACGCCAUAUCCUGCUGGACACCAGCGUUGCCCCAUCCAUCCAGGCCGUCCAACAGGAAUUUGCCCGCCAGCGCAGGUCCGAUAGUCUCAAGAAGCAGCUGGAGCGUCGUCCGGAGAGGGAGGAAUUGAUCGAGCGCAACAUCCUCCCCGCUACCAAUACGGCCCCCGCACUGCAGGCCCACGCCCGCGAACUGGAACGCAACAUGCUGGCAGACAACCUCGAGCACAAGAUCCAGAAUCGCCCACAGCCGCAGCAGCUGAUCGAGCAGGGCAUCCUGGACGAGAGCGACGACCCAAGAAGCCCAAAGGAGUAA